GAUCGCCUGGUACUGUUAACAAAUCGCAGUGUUUCUAUGCUGGCAAGUCACGCACAAGGGGAACACAUUAGUUGUCAAUCAUCUCAUCAGGUGGAGCUUCUAUGCAAAAUAGUUGUUUAUUCAGCGAAUUAGGUGAAGCCGAAGAAAGUGGUCCAGGUUGAACUGUGCAGGCCAGCUAAUACAGUACAUAUGGUCCAUGGACUCGGAUAAUGUCCAUAUGGUCCACGAAACGAAUGGAAUUUCCAUGGACUCGGACCAGUCAGGCCCACAAUUGUUGCGCUCAGCCCAACCGCGACAUCGCGAGACGCAAAACCGCCGGACGCGUGGGCCUGCACACGGAAUCUCGCCUGAUAUCAGGCCCAUCUCACGCGAUCCGGCCUACCUGGCUCGCCUCAACCGACGUAAAUUCCCGCACGCGCACAUGCUGCUCUAAAAACUCUUCCGCUCCAGAGGCUUCACAGCUUUCUCCUCCCGUAGAGCCAAGCCAACCAAGCGGGAGCAGCAUGGCUACGGCCACGUCGACGGCGACGAGCGUGGCGGCGGCGCUCCUCCUCUCGCUCCUCCUGGCGCGCGCGCGGGGCGACGACGACUACUCGGGGUUCGUGUACGCCGGGUGCUCGCAGGGGCGCUACGCCUCCGGCACGCAGUACGCGUCGGACGUCGACUCCGUGCUCACCUCCGUCGCCAACAGCGCGCCCUACUCCCCCUACGCCAACUUCACCUCGCCGACGUCGAACUCGGUGGUCGGCGUCUACCAGUGCCGCUCCGACCUCCCGGCCUCCGUUUGCACCGGCUGCGUCCGCUCCGCCAUCUCCAGGCUCUCCUCGCUCUGCGCCUGGGCCACCGGCGGCGCCGUGCAGCUGCGGGCCUGCUUCGUGCGCUACGGCAACGACACGUUCCUCGGGAAGCAGGACACGGCCGUGCUGUUCAAGAAGUGCGGCGGCUCGCCGGGGGACGCCGGCGGCGCCGCCAUGCGGGACUCGGCGCUCGGCGCGCUCGUGGCCGCCGCGGCGCCCGCCGGGGGAGGCUACCGCGCCGGCGGGUCCGGGGGCGUGCAGGCCAUGUCGCAGUGCGUGGGGGACCUCGGCGCCAAGGCCUGCUCCGACUGCGUCUCGGCCGCCGCCGGCCAGCUCAAGGCCGGCUGCGGCUACGCCACGGCCGGCGAGGUGUACCUCGGCAAGUGCUACGCGCGCUUCUGGGGGAACGGGGGCGGUGGAUUCAGCAGCGGCGCCGCCGGGGACGCGUACGGAUCUGGGCAUCGCGUGUCCGGCAACCGGUUCGUUCUCUCCGUCGCCGGCGGUUUCUUCACUUCCUUGGCCUAUAUAUUUGUACUCAUGUAGUUACUGAAUUACAGUUGCAGUAUGAUCAAUGAUCGUGAACUAGACUACUAGAGUGCCUGUGUCUGUGUGCUUUAUGCGUGGUAUGUAACCACUAAUCAGCAUAUCUGCAUAUGUGAUGCGAUGCAGGUUUACUCCUUGUGCUUGAACAAAUUAAACUUGAUGCUUUCUAACUUAAAUGGACUUCUUAUCAAGUUUGUAACUGUAAAUUUGAUAUUCUAAAAUUGCAGUUAUGUGUAGCUCCUCGUUCUAAAAUGA
Messenger RNA from Oryza sativa Japonica Group (Japanese rice), 1595 nucleotides. RefSeq names its product plasmodesmata-located protein 6. Lineage: Eukaryota; Viridiplantae; Streptophyta; Magnoliopsida; Poales; Poaceae. Gene Ontology annotation, cellular component: plasmodesma. The record is from RefSeq and is a predicted model, not a curated record.